Molecule: messenger RNA, 1157 nt
Organism: Hylaeus volcanicus
Lineage: Eukaryota; Metazoa; Arthropoda; Insecta; Hymenoptera; Colletidae
Product: transmembrane protein 70 homolog, mitochondrial
Exons: 3
Coding region: 445-1152 (235 amino acids)
Biological process (GO): mitochondrial proton-transporting ATP synthase complex assembly
Cellular component (GO): mitochondrial membrane
Source: RefSeq, a predicted model, not a curated record
UAGUUAUAGUGUUCUGUGGUCCAUAAACUGAAACAAAAAUAAAUAACAAAAACUCUAAAUAUCAUUGUUAUUCUCGCAUAAAUCACUUGUAUAGAGUAUUAUUAGUUUAUUUAUACCCGAAUCUAAUAAAAAAAUACGUUUAUCAAAGGUUUCAACAAGGACUUCGUAUAUAUAAAGAAUCAAAGAAUGAAUUUUAGUAACCUAUGAAUAUUGUCCCCUAUCUGUCUCCUAAGUUAAAUAUUUUUAAAUUUUAUUGAUUAUGACAGAAUAAUAAAAUAUAAUUUAACAGUAUUUCUUGUUUUCUUGUUUUGCCAUCUAUGCAUCUGUAGACAUAGCAAAAUACAGUACGUUAUGCGUCAAUUCGAGCGAUUGACCUGUUAGGUAUUGUUUCGUAUAAGUUUAUGUAAUAAUUAAAGUAACACAAAAUAUACGCGACUUCUAACAAUGACCUCACUACUAAGGGUCUGCAGUUUGAUCUCAAGAAAAAGAUGUUUUCAAGAAUUUGCAUCACAAAGUCGUCCUAUUACGUAUUUUACACGUAUCCCCAGUAAUAUUAAGAAAUUCACAUCAGUUUUACAAGUGAAAUACUUUUCAGCAGAAAAUGAUAUGAAAUUGGAAAAAAAAUUAGUGUAUACAGGAAUUUUGUCACACCAUUUUCGUAAUAUUAAAGUAUUUUCCUUCUUAACAUCGUUUGGAAGCUUCGUGUUUCAACCAAUACUUUAUCAAAAAGCUCUCGAAGAUGAUACUAUGUUAGCAUUUGUGGGAAUAAUUGGAGUGAUUAACUUCUUUGCCAUAGGUACUCCGGUAUUAAUACACUUAAUAGCAAAAAGAUAUGUUACCGAUUUGUACUAUUUUCCUCUUGAAGAUAAGUACCUUGCUCUAAGGUAUUCCUUUUUUCUUCGCAAGAAAGAGAUUCCCUUUAAGGUACACGACGUGCACGUUCCCGAUGUAUGUGGUAUGUUCACAACGUGCUUUAUAAAAGGAAAUCCACUCUUCUUUAAUGAAGCAGAUUUUAAAGAUGCCAGUCAUUAUUAUAAUAUCAUGGGAUUCUAUAAACCAAUAGAUUUUAAAUUGGACACUAAUGUAAAUGUAAAUGAAAUUAAAACACUCAAAGAGGAUCAUGGUCCACUAAAAAUUGAAAAUAAACAGUAAGGGUA